CCCGGAAUAUCAACUCCGAGAUGACUGACUUUAAGUCUAUGUAAAUCCACAAGAUAUGAUUCGAUAUAAACCAAUUGCAGAUCAAGAUCGAUGUACUCUAUUUAAAUACCAACCAUGCAAGCCAAAUAGAGCCAUCAAAUCCACAUCUAACGUCUUUCGGAGCUCGGCCUCGGUGUCGGUGAUAGAAGGUCGGAGAUGACCUUUUUUGGCCCAUAAGACGAUAUCAGCGUCAGGCAGCCGUGCGUAUAAAUGACCUCUCUACUCUCUCACCCCGAAGAUAAUUCUUGACUUUGAAACUACACACGGUUCCCUAUUCCACAGCCGAAUCGUGACUGCAUCAUGUUUCGGUCACUUCUCUCGUUUGGCGCAAAGCGCGACUACAUCUUCCCUACAGUUGACCCGAAAGUCGAUGGACCAGAUUGCUUAAAAGAAUGCGCGGACUGCACGGUGCAUUUUCCAUCCAAAGUCAAGGUUGAAACCUCCAGGCCUCUUUAUGGAGGCAUCGACGAAAUCAACACCCAUGUUCUUGUUGCUACGGGGAAAUCAGACUGGAAGGAAAAGGUCGAGCAUGAGCCAGGGACCUUGAUGGAGGCAUUCGACAAGAGAUCUGCAAAGUCACGAUAUGGGCCAUUAAUGGUUUCUGCAUCAAACCUCAUACCAGCAGACCCGGAUUCAGAGGAAAACAGCAGAAGGAAAGCAUCGACAGUCUUGCUUCUGCCGUCAUUCACAUAUGUCGAUUCAGUAGCUCCUACGGAUAUCCCCGAACUGGUUGAUCGCUUCAUCGACGCUCCACAGUCUCAGUCUUCGGAUAGCAGCAGUUAUCCCAACUCCCAACUGUCAUCCCGGCCAUGUCAGCAUGACUACGUGGUGCUUCUCUGCUCGCAUAAACGACGCGACGCCCGAUGCGGCAUCACGGCACCUUUGAUCAAGAAAGAGCUCGAAAGACAUCUGCGACCUCUGGGACUCCAUCGUGAUGCGGACGAUGACCGGCCUGGGGGUGUUGGUAUCCACUUUGUCUCGCAUGUCGGUGGACACAAGUUCAACGCGAAUGUCUUGAUUUAUCGCAAACAAGACCAGCAGAUGAUUUGGCUAGCCAGAGUUCGACCUGAAGAUUGUGAAGGAGUUGUCAAGUAUACAAUCCUACAGGGCAAAGUAGUCCAUCCGGAAACACAGCUCAGAGGAGGAUUUGACAGACACCGUGGGUUGACGAGUUGGUAGAUGCCCCAUUCAUUUUAGCCAUCGCAUUAUAGCAUAGCGUUUAGAUUUUUUCUUUAUAUAAUUAAAUAAGAUUUGACACUGAAGAUAAAUGAAGAACGAAGAUAAUCGAUGUGACACGUGACGUCACGCAAACCCGCGUUAAUUGAUUUCGCGCACGCGCCACGAAAAGAACCAACGGC
Aspergillus wentii DTO 134E9 is the source of this 1397-nucleotide messenger RNA. Its product is annotated as sucrase/ferredoxin-like domain-containing protein. The transcript has 3 exons. Bases 340 to 1218 code for a protein of 292 amino acids. Lineage: Eukaryota; Fungi; Ascomycota; Eurotiomycetes; Eurotiales; Aspergillaceae. The record is from RefSeq and is a predicted model, not a curated record.